AUGUGUCGCUUCCUGGUAUAUAAAGGCAGCGACGAGAUUCUGCUCUCCAAGCUCAUCCUCGAUCCCACGCACUCUAUCCUUAAGCAGUCAUUCGAUUCACGGCUACGACUGGACACGCGACGAGGCCAGAACAACGCAGAUGGAUUCGGCAUCGGCUUCUACACAGACCCCAAGCUGGGCUCCGCACCAUGCCUAUUCACAUCAACGACUCCCGCAUGGAACUGCGCCAACCUCCAGCGAAUCGCUUCGAAGACUGCCUCGCGUUUGAUUUUCGCCCACGUCCGCGCCACGACUGAGGGGUCGACGAACGAGGACAACUGCCAUCCAUUCACUCAUGGCAGCCUAAUGUGGAUGCAUAAUGGCGGCCUUGGUGGCUGGAAGCACAUAAAGCGCCGGCUCGGUGGCCAGCUCGCGGACAAAUGGUACUUGGGUGUACAAGGCGGCACAGAUAGCGAGUGGGCGUUUGCCCUGUUCCUCGAUACGCUAGAACGCCUCGGCCAUAACCCCAGUGCAUGCCCGGUGACUGGCUUUGGACCGACAGUACUCCGCAAGGCUGUUGAACAGACCAUUGCCAAGAUCAACGAGCUCACCGACUCCAUACCAAAAGAAGUACUAGAGAGCGAAGACGUUGACACGCGUAGUCUGCUCAACUUUGCCGUCACAGAUGGCCACAGCACCAUCUGCACCAGAUACAUUAGCAGCGCUCGUGACGAGGCUGCUAGCUUGUACUAUUCUUCUGGAACCCGAUGGGAGACAAGGACGGGCGCAGCGGAUGACAGACAGUACCACAUGGAACGCCAGGACAAAGGCGCUGAUAUUGUCCUGGUGGCGAGUGAGCCCUUAACUUUUGAGCGAGAGAACUGGGUCAAUGUGCCGACCAACAGCAUCUUGACUAUUCACAGGCAGACGGUCAUGGUGCAUCCCAUUCUCGACAAGUACUACGAACGAGAUCCUUACCAUGUGCGCUCAAGCGCAUUUGUCCAUACGAAAGGCCUGGUAUCCAACGAGAAGGCCCCGAGCGGCUCGCUUAGUCCCAGUGUCGACGGGCCGUCGUCCAGCAUUUUCGAGAACAUCAAAAGCAUCGGUCAGCCGUCACUGUCAAGGAGCAUCAGCCCCGACUUUGCGCGUCUUGCUUUGACAUCCAACGCGAGCCGACCGCUCAUGACGCCGUACCCAAGUAAGCAGCUAGGGAAACAGUCAUCUUAG
Messenger RNA from Cordyceps fumosorosea ARSEF 2679, 1206 nucleotides. Its product is annotated as Glutamine amidotransferase, type II. The coding region runs from base 1 to 1206 and encodes 401 amino acids. NCBI's taxonomy places the organism in Eukaryota, Fungi, Ascomycota, Sordariomycetes, Hypocreales, Cordycipitaceae. The transcript is spliced from 4 exons. The record is from RefSeq and is a predicted model, not a curated record.